Molecule: messenger RNA, 1414 nt
Organism: Exaiptasia diaphana
Lineage: Eukaryota; Metazoa; Cnidaria; Anthozoa; Actiniaria; Aiptasiidae
Exons: 2
Coding region: 32-1414 (460 amino acids)
Source: RefSeq, a predicted model, not a curated record
UCAGAUUAUAUUUGUGUGAAGAGAUUCCACGAUGAGUAAACGGUCUAAGGUGAUUGACUGGUCAAAGAAAGAUGGCGCGUCUCCCAAACCCAAACGAUUGCACUUGGAGGAAGAUGAAAGCGAUCAUUUGUACCACUGUCCAGUUUUGCACUGUGAUCACGAUGGAUUUUCAACUCAAAGAGGGURCAGAAAACACGUCAAAAAUAAGYAUUCUUGGUUCUACUACUUUGAUCAAAAACCUUGUGAAAACGAAAAUGGCGCCUCAAAACAAGAUGGGUCUGACCAAGCUCCAAGUUCAAAAAAGGAUCAGAAGACAAUCAAGAAACAUUUUCCAUCGUUUGACAUUACAACCGUGAUAGGCAAAAGCUUUGAAACGUGGCUAAUGGGCAGCGGUGGGGGCUGCAAAAGCAAACAACAAUCUCAACAAAUUUUGCGCAGAAGUUUCAAGUAUUUGAAGUUUUGCUGCGAARRCGAAGAUGAGGAGGAAAUUCURAGUUGGGACAUGGUCGAUUUUAGUUUGAGCUCGCCUAAUUUUCUGUUCAAAUUCGUUGACACGAUGCAGAGUGAUUGGGGACUGGGACAUGCUGGUCGUCUGGGAUAUUUGGAUGCUAUAAGUGACUUGAUCGAUUUUCGAAAAAUUCACGGAWCGUGCUCGGACGUGGUGCUUAGAAACCUGACAUCCAGCGAAGUGUAUCUUAAGCGAGCCAGAAAAACUGUUGCAAAAAUGAUGAGGCUCAAUUGGAGCAGUGACCUCGACAUUGAAGCGUUGGARGCUAAGGGACAUUGGGCUACAAUGGAUGAGCUCUUGGGCGUGGUGACCUACCACCUUCCCCGUUACGAGGCAGUGACGAAAGUGUGCCGGGAGUCCCCGAGUAAAGCCACGCCUUCCGACCUGACUUUCGCCACCAAGUUUGUAGCUGUGUACUUGUUCAUCAAGGUCAAGGGAUCACGGCCGAUGACGUAUCAGUACCUGACAGUGGACAUGGUCGACACAGCAAAGCGCAACGGAGGAUUUAUCGAUCAAAAACAAUUCAAGACGGCCGCACGAUAUGGAUUUGAUAGCCUUUACUUAUCUGACACYAGUGUUCAAGUGCUUGAUGCAUAUAUUAUCCACGUGCGACCACUUUUAAGGCCGACGUGUGACUAUGUCCUCGUGACGAAAAAUGGCUGGCAACACAGUAAGAUCGGCGAACUCAUGGGCAAGAUGGUGUUUGAUGCUACGGGCAAAUAUAUACACCCGACACGCUACCGACAGAUUGUCGAAACCGCCAGUCACCAACAAUUGAACAGCGAAGAACAAGAAACGAUUUCCGAAGAUCAAAAACACAGCUCGGUGGUGGCUAAAGUUCAUUAUCAGAAGCGACGAUCUCGCGAUGUAGCGACAAAGGCUCACGAAUGCAUGAAAAAGAAUUGA